AUGGAACAAGAUAUCACGGCACUCCCACGAACCACAAUGGCAAAUUCCAGUAAGAUCGCAGACACUACCAAGACCUAUCACCUGGCCUCUGCUGUGUUGCUCUUCAUCACCUUCCUGGUGGGUGUGGUGGGGAAUGGGCUGUACCUGUGGGUGCUGGGGCUGAAGAUGAGGAGGACAGUGACCACGCUCUGGUUCCUUCACCUGGUCUCCUGCUACCUUCUCUUCACCCUGCUAAUCCCGUUCUUUGCCAUCUACGUCCUCGUGGAUUUCCACUGGGUCUUUGGCAUGGCCAUGUGCAAGCUUCUCAAUGCCUUCAUUUCCAUGGGCAUGUUCUCCUCUGUUUUCCUUCUCACACUCAUCAGUCUGGACCGCUACACCCUCACUCACCAUCCCAUCUGGUCCCGGAAUCACCGCACCCUGUCCCGAGCUUGGAAGCUGGUUGUGGGUGUGUGGCUGGCCUCCUUCGGUCUCAGCACUCCCUAUCUGGCUUUCCGGGAGACCCAGGUGGUGGACGGGAGCAGAAUCAUCUGCAUCAACAAUUACGCCCUCUCCGGAGACCAAAAUGGAGCUGAGAUGCAGGAGCUGGACAGACAGGUCCACCUGGCCAUAUUCGUGGUCCGAUUCCUGCUGGGCUUCCUGCUGCCCUUCUGUACCAUCGUGGGAUGCUAUGUCCGCGUGGGGCUGAAGAUGAAGGAGAAGAAGCUGGCGUGGGCUGGGAAGCCCUUCAAAGUCGUGGUGGCCGCAGUGCUUUCCUUCUUCCUCGGCUGGCUCCCCUACCACCUCUACCACGGCUUGAAGCUCUACAAGAAGGCGGUGCCAGAGUCAGUGACGGGUGCUCUCAUGGUCAUUUACACCUUGUCAUCCUGCUUCAGUGCCUCCUUCUCCUCCAUCCUCUACCUCUUUGUGGGGGAGAAGUUCUGGCAGGUCUUCAGGAAGUCUCUUCUCACUCUGGUCAAAGAGGCUGUUGUCGAUGAUCUAGGCAGCAGUACCGCUGAGUCUAGUGAAAGACAGGAGUCAGAAGUCUAG
This is a messenger RNA of Caretta caretta (loggerhead turtle), 1026 nucleotides long. Its product is annotated as putative G-protein coupled receptor 33. Gene Ontology annotation, molecular function: G protein-coupled receptor activity; complement receptor activity. Lineage: Eukaryota; Metazoa; Chordata; Testudines; Cheloniidae. Gene Ontology annotation, biological process: phospholipase C-activating G protein-coupled receptor signaling pathway; complement receptor mediated signaling pathway; inflammatory response. Gene Ontology annotation, cellular component: plasma membrane. The record is from RefSeq and is a predicted model, not a curated record.